Molecule: messenger RNA, 453 nt
Organism: Drosophila obscura
Lineage: Eukaryota; Metazoa; Arthropoda; Insecta; Diptera; Drosophilidae
Product: lipopolysaccharide-induced tumor necrosis factor-alpha factor homolog
Exons: 3
Coding region: 1-453 (150 amino acids)
Molecular function (GO): zinc ion binding
Source: RefSeq, a predicted model, not a curated record
AUGGAGGGUUCUUCGUCAUGGUUAGGGGACAGCAGGGAACACGGCAUGUCGGCUGUCGGAUAUAAAGCAGGGCUAGGCACGCUCCUGUUGGACUACUCAGCCAUGGACGUGGACCUCAAGAGAACAGCCUACUACCCCUAUUUGGGGGCGCAGGAGCCUGUACUUGUGCCAGGAACGCAGCCCAAUCCUGUUCUGGUGAUCAAUGCCAAUGCAGCAGAGGCACAGCCGAAGCUGGGACCUGUGGCUCAGAUCUUGUGCUGUCCACACUGCCGAUCCACGAUGGAGACCCGUCUGGAGCCGCGAGUGACCAAGCAUACCCAUGCCUUUGCCUUUGCUCUCUGUCUGACGGGCCUGUUCUGCCUGGUGCCGCUGCCGUACUGCCUGAAGAGCUGCCAGAGCGUGGACCAUUACUGCAGUCAGUGCAAUCGGUUUCUUGGAAAGGCUUCCAGUUAA